GAAAAUAAUAAUAAUAUUAUAUCUUAAUAUUUUACUUACUUGUUUACUUCGCAUCCCAAACUUUAUUUUGUGUAUCGGGACAUCAAAUAUUACAAAUGUCAUUUAAUGUGAAUCUGCUUUGGAAAAAAAAAAAAAAAGAAAAAAUGCUUAUAAUGAUUUAUUAUAAUCAUAAUAAUCAUUCAUCGUUAUCUCAUACAAAAAAAGAGAUAAUUAUAUUUUUAGUAUAUAUGAGUCAGUAAUGUGAAAAACAACAUAGUAUAAAUAAAUGUAUCAUUUCGAGAUUAGUUUAGUUACUGCGAUGUACUUCAUCUUUUAUAAUUCAAUAUUAUAAUCGUGUUUUUUUUUUUUUUUUAAUAAGUGAAUAAUUUAAAAUUGUACGAAAAUCUUUAUUUUAGUACAUAGAGCAAAAUGAAAGUCAAUCCUAUAAAUGUUAUAAGACUACUCUUAACAACAUUUCAAGUCAUGAACAUUCCAGAAUCGCCAGUAAAUGACGAAGAAAUACAAAUCAAAGAAAGUUUUGAAAAUAUUUUACUCAAUGCUAUGAACGAAUACUCCGGAGUCGAAAUGGUCGAAGAAAGUUCUUUGCAUUUCCAAGAACCGUAUAAAGAUUGGACGAUGGAAGUCGUGGAAGAUAAAGAGUGGGCAAAUGCACUAGUUGAUCAAGAAACACCUAUCGACGAAUGCACUAAGGAUGUUGAAGAUUUAUCUUAUGAAUAUAAAUUGAAAGCCGUCGAGUACUGGCGUAGUGGCAAAAAAAGAAAUUUAAGUUUAGACAGUGUUAGACAAAAAUUUAGAAAGGUACAAUCUGUGCGACAGUUACGAAGAUGGGCUCAUACUUUAAAUCAGGGAGGGACUUAUAAGGAAAAAUUAGCAAGAAUUUGUGAAUAUACAUUACAAAAUUUCAAAGCAGCUAUAGAUGCAGGUUUAAUCGUACAUAAUUGUGACAUGAAAAGAUGGGCCUUACAAGCUCAAAAAGAAAUUGGUGCGGAAGAUUUCCGUUUUAAAGCAUCAACAAAGUGGAUCGCGUCAUUCAAAAGAGCACAUCGCAUCGUAUCAAGAAAAAUAAAUAAGUUUAUCACGUCCAAAACCAUUGAAGAUAGUAAAUCAUUAAAACAGCAAGCUGAGGAAUUCGUCAAUAAUGUAAAACAAAAAAUUAAAAUUUAUGAAUUAGCAAACGUAUAUAAUUCAGAUCAAAGUGGUUUUCAGUUGGAAAUGCAUUCCGGUCGAACUUUAGCUGUUGAAGGAGAGAAGCAAGUAGAAUGUCUUGUACAAUCUGUUACUUCUACUACUCAUAGUUACACAGUUCAACCAACUGUAUCCGCUGAUGGAAAGCUUUUAUCCCCACUUUUUUUGGUUCUAAAAGAACCAAGUGGUAAAUUUGGACCAAUAGUUGAAACAACACUUUUUAGACCUCAUAAUGUAUACAUAGAAGCAUCAAAAUCAGGAAAACUUACAUCAGAUCAUUUCAAAAUUUGGUUGGAGAGGGUGUUUUUUCCAAAUGUGGGCCCAAAAUCUUUAUUACUAAUUGACUCAUGGACUGGGCAUUGUCCUCAAGUUGUACAAAGCGUUAAACCAACAAAUAAAGAUACUGAAGUAAUGAUCUUACCAAAAGGUACAACUGGGAAAAUUCAACCGCUUGAUGUUUUGGGAUUCCGAGUAUGGAAAAAUUUUUGUUCGAUAUUUUUCGGAUCGUACAGUUUUGAUGAAUUUGGACAUAAACUUGCAUUUACGAAAUAA
Molecule: messenger RNA, 1737 nt
Organism: Cotesia glomerata
Lineage: Eukaryota; Metazoa; Arthropoda; Insecta; Hymenoptera; Braconidae
Exons: 2
Coding region: 409-1737 (442 amino acids)
Molecular function (GO): nucleic acid binding
Source: RefSeq, a predicted model, not a curated record